Klebsormidium nitens is the source of this 1170-nucleotide messenger RNA. NCBI's taxonomy places the organism in Eukaryota, Viridiplantae, Streptophyta, Klebsormidiophyceae, Klebsormidiales, Klebsormidiaceae. The record is from the annotation of a GenBank genome assembly.
AUGGAGUCUGCGCUGACAGGAUGGGGCCCACCGGCAGAAGACAGGUUGGCUUUUCAACGAAGAUGCGAGGAAAAGCUGCGGGAAAUUCGUGGGGUGGGCUUGGGUGGGACCUGCGGAGCAAGCGGAAAAAUGAGUGCGGAGCAGACUCAGCAGUUUUAUGACGGGGCGCUGUCGAGCUUCGGAAAGAUAGCCGAGAAGAGUGUUAACGCAGCCAGCAACAGCAGCCGCAAGCGGACGUUCCAGCAAUACCAAGACUUCCUGGCGCGGAAUGCAUUCGGGGUUACGGUCGAGACCGCCACGGCUGCUGACGUUGGGGCGUUCAUCCUGGGGGAUUGGAUUCCCAAUCAUAAGGCCGGUUGCAGGACCAAGCUGCCCGGGACGGGGGAGCCCAUCCCGUCAGCGUCUGCUGUGACCCACGUGGUAAAAGACUUAUCAAAGUCUUACUCCCUCCUCGGUUUCGAAGGGCGGGCCAAUCCCGCCAAAGCCGAGGUGGUGAAGUCAUUCCGCGUGGGAUACGAGAAGAUGUUGCACGAGCAGGGGGUGAAGGUUCAGUGCGCUAAAGUCUUCACGGAAGCAAAGCUGGACGCACUGCUAGCUCACCUUGCGCGGCUGAUCCAGGAGAGCUCCCCUGGUUUAGAGAGGUGCGUUCUGUUGACGGACCAGGCGGCCGUGUUGUAUCUUUGGGAGACGCUCGCACGGGGGAAGGAGUGCGGGCAGCUGCAACGACGGCAAGUGGAGUUGGAGGAACAGGUGGCUUACCCGGGUUGGAGUAAGACAGUCCGGCAGGAGCCCAGCGCGCGGAUUCCGCUCGCGGCGCCGGAAUCUCAGAGCCGGCUAACCUUCGUGGCGGCUGCUGAGGCGUUGUUACUCGGUAUGGUAGAAGGAGGGCAUCCAGUCGGAGAGGAUGGCUUCCUGUUCCGGGCCAUGAAUAGGAGUCGGACCGGUUUUGUUAAUGAGCCAAUGAGCAGCGACACCUUGAGAAAAAGGUUGCAAAAGCGGCUUAAGGAAGCCGGACUGUUCGAGGGCGAAACUGUGCAUAGCUUCCGUCGCUCCGCCGUCCAGCAUGCGGCGGUGAACCUGAACUAUAACGUUAAGCAGUUAAUGGAGUUAGGGAGGUGGAAGAGUUAUGCGGCCUUCCGAUUAUAUGUAGAGGAAGUGUGGCGCAAGUGA